Molecule: messenger RNA, 1737 nt
Organism: Angiostrongylus costaricensis
Lineage: Eukaryota; Metazoa; Nematoda; Chromadorea; Rhabditida; Metastrongylidae
Source: the annotation of a GenBank genome assembly
AUGGUUAGGGUUUCAGAAGGCAAUAGAAGCCAUAGAUCGUCCUCAGGCUACUCCACGUACCUGGCUUCGGACACGAAUUUCCUCAAGGCCGCGGAAAUAAUGACUACCUACGCUUACGGUGAAUGUUCAAACAACAACGACAAGGAAAUUCAGUGCGACCUACUGACCGAAGAUGGUGGACAUGAGAUCGAUCCAACUCGACUGGAUUAUAAGGACCGUAUCCGAUGGCAUUUGAAAGAGUUCUGCUACAAGACUUCUAGUCACGGAAUUCCUAUGUUGGGACAGGCACCAAACAUGAUAUAUAGAAUCGUUUGGAUUAUCCUAUUAUCCGGGUGCGCUUUUACAUUUGUUUACGAAGCGAUUGCCGUCGUCGACAAAUACUAUCGAAUGGACAAGAUCACUGAUAUUCAACUAAAAUUUGACACCGCACCAUUCCCGUCUAUCACGCUGUGCAACCUGAAUCCGUAUCGUGACAGCAAAAUACGUGAUGAUGAAACAAACGAAUGGCACAGCACUACAUGUCGAUUUUGCGACUACCACCGUAUCUGUCAGAAGCGAUCAAAGCUGGGUCUUCAACAAGAUCCAAUAUCAUGCCUUUGUGAUAGUGCUGAAACAUUUUGCAUGAAAUAUGAUGAGGUAUGCGAACCGAGGGGUGAAUGUGGCAACAUGACGGACGAGCUGGCGAUCGUGACGAAAGCCAAGGAGAACAUCAUCUUCGCGAUGAGUGCUCUUAGUGAACAGCAAAGGAGGGCAAUGUCGCAGGCCAAGCAUAAUCUCAUCCACAAGUGCUCUUUUAAUGGAAAACCUUGUGAUAUCGACAAAGAUUUUACAAUCAUCUCUGAUCCGACAUUUGGAAAUUGCUUCACAUUCAAUCAUAAUCGUUCCGACUUCAAAAGCAGUUUGAGAGCGGGCCCAAUGCACGGCCUUCGCGUAAUGUUGUUCGUCAAUGCUUCUGAUUAUUUGCCAACAUCCGAGGCAGUUGGUGUACGGCUUACAAUCCACGACAAAGACGAGUUUCCUUUCCCGGACACGUUCGGCUACAGUGCACCUACAGGAUAUGUUUCAUCGUUUGGAAUGAGAAUGAAAAAAAUGUCUCGCCUACCAGCUCCUUACGGUGACUGUAUUGCAAACGCGGUGACGGAGAAUUACAUCUACAAAGGCUACGCUUACUCUACUGAGGGUUGCUACCGUACCUGCUUUCAACAACUCAUUAUCGAUAGAUGUGGCUGUGGUGAUCCACGAUUUCCGUCAAUCGGUGAACAUAAACUUUGUGAGGUGUUCAAUAAACGACAUAGAACAUGUCUCGAGGAAAGCAUCCAAGAACUUAGUGAUAUUCGUGGCUCGUUUAAAUGCAGGUGUCAACAACCAUGCAAUCAGACAAUCUACACAAUGUCAUAUUCAGAAGCGAUAUGGCCCAGUGAAUCACUGAAUAUCACUCUCGGAACAUGCCAGGAGGACCCAGAAAUAUGUAACGAACAGUACAAAGAAAAUGCCGCUAUGCUCGAAAUAUUCUACGAAGCAUUAAACUUUGAAACCCUUACUGAAUCUGAAGCCUACGGAGUUGUGAAAAUGCUUGCUGACUUUGGUGGCCAACUCGGGUUGUGGUCUGGCGUCUCGUUUAUGACGUGCUGCGAGUUUGUUUGUCUUGCAUGCGAGCUACUCUACAUGUUCAUACAUGAAACAGAUCAGUGCAACUGUGAAGAACAUAUCUAUAACGAAUACAAUCAAGAUAAAUAA